AUGGCUACUUAUUCACCUUAUCGCUCGACUCCCGGUGGGGAGUUCUUCUACGACGACAAGGGGUUUCCCACUCCGUCCCCGACGCCCUCGCCUCGGGGCCCGAGCUACUACUUCGGAACAAUGGCCACGCCUCAGCGUCCCUCAACCCGCGCUCACUUCCGCACCGGGAGCACCACCGGCUUUCCCCUCUACGGCAGCCCUCGUGCUUCCUUCUCCCCCCGGUACACGAGCGACGGCCUCUACGGCACUGUCAAUGUGAGUCAUUCGCAUUCGCGUACGCGAAAGCAUAGUUUUUCCGGUCUGCCGUCUCCUCGCCUCGAGCGUCGCCGCUCCUUUUCCUACAUUCGGCCCUCAGACAGGCAUGGGGAGUCCGACGAGGAGGAAUUUCUGAAUGCUAGCGGCGCCAGUUUCACGGUGCCCGCGAGGUCCACGGCCAGACGUCAUAGGGAUUUUCAUAGCGUGAACGCUGGAGGGCAUGGGACUGAUCACCAUCGCUAUGCACAGGGCGGUCCUUACUUCGACAGAGAAGCUGCUGGGUUCGCAUCGCCGUGGUACGAGCCCGACCGCCGGCCCCAGAUGACUGGCCACCCUCGACGCAACUCAACCUCGGUGCCCCAGAUGCCCCCAAGACCCCAGACCGCCCGGCCCGCCAGCGUUCACAGGAAGCCCCCGCCGCCCCCUCCUCAUCGCCAGGCCACCGAGGCCGACGCCAAGCGGUACAAGAUCCCUCCCGGCUACUCGCUCAAGAACUGGGACCCCUCCGAGGAGCCUAUCCUGCUCCUGGGUAGUGUCUUCGACGCCAAUUCCCUUGGCAAGUGGAUCUAUGACUGGACCGUUUACCAUCAUGGUCCCAACGGCGCCUUUGCCGACAUGGCUGGUGAGCUCUGGCUCCUGCUGAUCCAGCUGGCCGGCAAGCGCAAGCGUGCCGAGGAGAUCAUCCCCAAGAUUCGCUCCAAGGAGAACCGCGAGAUGGUCGAGGAGUUCAUCCAGGCCGGUGAGCGUAUCUCCGACAAGCUUCGCAAGCUCCUCAAGGCCUGUGAGGCCCCCAUGCUCCGCUCUGCUACCAAGGACGGCGAGAAGGCCCCUGGUCAGCUGGGUAAGGACGCCGGCGUCGAGUUUGUCGAGACCCUCUUCGGCCGCGACCGCGAGCUCGAGCGCACGGAGAAGUUCAUGAGCUCACUUCGCACCUGGAACCUCAGGUUUGAUACCAACUGCGAGGAGAUUCUCCGCAAGCCGACCGUGUAA
Molecule: messenger RNA, 1245 nt
Organism: Thermochaetoides thermophila DSM 1495
Lineage: Eukaryota; Fungi; Ascomycota; Sordariomycetes; Sordariales; Chaetomiaceae
Exons: 1
Coding region: 1-1245 (414 amino acids)
Source: RefSeq, a predicted model, not a curated record